UUUUUUUGGGGGGGAAGCAAUGCUAAAUUUCUGCAAAAAGCAGAAAAAUUCGCCAAAUUUCCAAUAGUAGUUCCCCCUCCCCUUUAUUUUUGUUUAAAUUUGCAUUUAUUUGCUCUUCUCUUCCCCUUCAGACUUUAGCCUUUCCCAGGGCUUGCGCAUCUCUGCGUGUCCCUGGGCGAGCUCGGCCACGCUAGAAACACUGCUCCGGUCUAGAAGUGACCCAAAAAGGACUGAAAACACCCCAAAAAAAAGGGAUUUCCAUCAAAGCGGGAGCAGAGGGUGAGCUGCUGGAGGGGGCCGGCAGGAUGCCGACGGGCCAGCUAUUCAUCGCCGCCGCCCUCCUCUUCCUCGGGCGAGGAAGCAGCGGGACUGACGGACCUGCCGAAACGUCGCCCGUGGGGGCGAUGGGAAGGAAACCUCUGCAGCCCCCGGCCGCCAGCUGGCGCUUUCCCCGGAGGAAGCGGGAUGAAGAGCCAUCUUCUCACCUCAAGUGGGUGGCUUUUGAAGGCCAGCUGCCCGCCAACGCUGUCUCCAACUGGAACGAGUACGCCAAGAGGAUGGAGUACGUCUGCUCGACGGAGGUGUUGUACUGCAACACCGGUGCCUACGUCCCGGAGCGAGGGUCCUACUGCUUCUUCCCCUAUGGAGAAUGGGAGCACCAGGCCUCUGACUUCAACGUGUUGGUCAACGUCGGAAAUUUCGAGGCGCUGGAUUGGGUGGACGACUCCUUCGGCCACGUGCCCAAAAACGCCGUGGAGGGCUGCCCGUCGGUUGAUGUCUUCGUUGGGAGGAGCCGGUACGGCUUGGGCAAGGUCUCCAAAGUGCAGAGGGCUGCCUUCAUGGUGGUGGAUGGCGAGGAGGUUUGGUUGAAGUGGUACCAAGUCUUGGUGGUCAAGAAGGGGCCGGCAGACGUCACCAUCUCCGAUGUCCGCUACAACAUGAGCGGGGCGGUGGAGCGCGGGGAGGACGUCACGCUGAUGAAGACCACGGUGAGUAACGAGGGCUGCCAAGGGGUGCGUAAAACUGUCACCAUGGAGGAGGUCACUGAGAUGGAGCACGACUGGGAGAUGGACGAGAGGGUCUUCACCACCAUCCAUGGGAUACUGCGAGCCAACCUCUUGGCCUUCAACGGGACGGGCUGGGAGGUCACCACCACCACCAACAUCCCCUGGGUGGGGGGAGCCAGCACCAGCGAGUACGUUGCCCGUACCCACGUGGUGGAGGAGGAGGUGCGGGCCCGGACGGCGUGCGAGGUGGCCCUGGAGGGACGCCGGCUGGACCUUCACGUCCCCUUCACCGCUCAGCUGACCCGUGACUUUGGCGACGGUCAACCACACCGUGUGGACGUGAUGGGGCGGGCUCGUUGCCGCGUGGUGGCGGGUGUCCGGGCCGGUGUGAAGCAGUGCUGGCCCAUCACCGACGUCCCGCCGUGCCGGCCGUAGGGGAUGGUGAGGCGGGUCCGUCUAGCGGCUUCUUGCAAUCUCCUUUCUCUAUAUUUUUUUUUUUCCGCCCCCAAAUAACUACCAGCUCACCCCAAAAUGAGAUCUCGGCAACCUGGAAUGCGGAAAAGUGCGUUUAUUUUGCCUUCUGUAUUUUCUGUUUUCAUGGCAUAACCUUCACCCCCCCCCCCCCUUUGAAACGACAGCAACGUGGAACGCAGAAAAAUGUGGGGUUUUUUUUUUUCAGUCUGUUUUUUCUAUUUUCUCCAAAAUAACCUCCCUCUUUCCCCCCAAAAAACACAGCAACAACGUGGAAUACAGAAAAAUGCCA
Molecule: messenger RNA, 1770 nt
Organism: Phalacrocorax carbo (great cormorant)
Lineage: Eukaryota; Metazoa; Chordata; Aves; Suliformes; Phalacrocoracidae
Source: RefSeq, a predicted model, not a curated record